Molecule: messenger RNA, 1218 nt
Organism: Dictyostelium discoideum AX4
Lineage: Eukaryota; Evosea; Eumycetozoa; Dictyosteliales; Dictyosteliaceae
Exons: 1
Coding region: 1-1218 (405 amino acids)
Source: RefSeq, a predicted model, not a curated record
AUGAAUAUUGAAAAUAAUAAUAAUAAUAUUAUUAAUAAUAUUAAUAAUAAUUCAAAUAAUGAUUCAUUAAAUGAUUCUACUACUAAUAAUAAUAAUAAUAAUAAUAAUAAUAAUAAUAAUAAUAAUAAUAAUAAUAAUCAUAUAAGUAUUAUUAAUGGUGAUGAUAAUAAUGUAUUAUUUUUAAAAGUUUGGAGAAAUAAAUAUUUAAGAUAUAGAAUAUUUCAUCUAUUGAAAAAAAGUUCAAUUAAUAGAAUUAAAGAGUAUAAUAAUUGUGAAGAGAUAAAAAAUUUAGAAAAUUCAUAUUAUAUUAAACAUUUAAAAUUAUUAGAAAUUUCACCAAUUCCAAUUAAUGGUAUUCCAAAUUCAGUCAGAUUGUUAAAAUUGAAUUGUAAUUUUAAUUUAAAAUUAUUGGUUGGAUCAUUUUCACUAUCAAAGAGAUUAGAAAAAUUAAAAUUGGGUGAAAUUUUCAAUCAAACUAUAGAGAAAAAUCUAUUACCAAAUAGUUUAAAGAAAAUUAAACUUGGUUUAAAAUUUAAUCAAUCAUUAGAACAUUUACCAUCAUCAGUUACUUCAAUAAAGGUUAGUGGUAGUUUUCUAAAGCCUGAAACUAUACCAUCAACAGUAACAGAAUUGAAAUUAUAUUUUUUCUUUAAUAAAGAGAAUUUAACAACUAAUGAUAUACCAAAGUCAAUAAAAACAUUACACAUGGAUAUUUGUUUCAAUAAUAUAUUAGUAGUUGGAUUUAUUCCAAAUUCAGUCACAAAAUUAGUAUUGGGUCCAAAAUUUUUUGAAUGCUCAUUAAAAGCUGGUAUUAUUCCAAAUUCAGUUACAGAUUUAACAAUAUCACUUGGUUGUCUAUUAAGUCCAAUUAAGAAAGGUGUAAUUCCAAAUUCAGUUAAAAAAUUAAAAAUCAUUGAUUUAAUUGGUAGUAUUUCAUUCAACUUAAAGAAAGGGUCAAUUCCAAAUGGUGUUGAAUAUAUAGACUUUAGUGAUUUUCAAUCCAAUUAUUUAAAGUUGGAUAGAUGUUUAAUACCAUUCUCUGUGAAACAAUUAAUUAUUAAUAAUGCCGAAAUAGAUUUAUCAACAUUAAAACAUUAUAGUAGAAUCUCUUUAUUUUUUAAAAAACAUUAUCCAAUAAUUUUGCUUUUACUCUUAAUAAUACUUUUUGUUUCAUUUAUUUCAGCUCUUGUAUAUAUAAUAUCUAAACUUUUUUUCUAA